Molecule: messenger RNA, 936 nt
Organism: Aspergillus mulundensis
Lineage: Eukaryota; Fungi; Ascomycota; Eurotiomycetes; Eurotiales; Aspergillaceae
Exons: 2
Coding region: 1-936 (311 amino acids)
Source: RefSeq, a predicted model, not a curated record
AUGGGCUGGUUCUGGGGGUCGGACAACGAGGACCCGGUCAAGAAGCUUGACCCCGGCCUCCGCGAAUACCUGGAGAACGAAGCUCCCAAGAAAUACGUCCCCGCCACGCAAAGCUCUCCGGUAGCUGAAGAACAUGCUCUACCGUCUAAGCCCGCAUCCUCUGACAAUGACGCCUCUGCCACCGCUCCCGCUGUUCCCACCGCAUCCCUCUUCCCCGACGGUCGUUAUGCCGACUUAUGGAAAACCUACAAACCUCCUUCACCCGGCGACAUCGAAACGGAAACAUCGGAAGUGUCAUCCAUGCAGGCGCAAUCCAAGCAGCGCCAUGCUAUGGUGAAGCGAGCAGCUAUGGAAAACUGUUCAAUCGAAAACGAGAUAUACCACCUCUGCUUGAAAAGUCCCACCCUCAUUGAACGAGUGACAGCUUGCCAGGACAAGAGCAAAGUAUUCACUCGCUGUUACGCAACGCAAUCCAAAUUCCUGCAGGCUUUGGGAUACGCUUCAACAUCACACUGGGAUGACGAGAGGGAGGAACGGAUUCAAUUGCACGCCGACAAGCUAUACCAUGAGAUGCUCAACUACGAAAAACAGGUCGAGGAAGCUCGGGAGGCUGGCCAAGAACCCCCACCUCUGAAAUCCCUUUUCAACCCACAAGCAGAGCCGGUGCAGCGUGCCAGCGUUGGUCCAGCAGAGCUUGAGAUUCCCGGAGGAGAACCCAUCCCGGAGGGCUUCAAGCCGUCGAAAUCGUUGGAGCGUCUGACUCCACACGAGCGAGAGUUGGAAGUUCGGGCCUACUACCAAGAGUUGGAAGAGCAGAGGGCAUACGUGAAGAGUAUGGCGCCAGUUAUCAGGGCCCACGAAGAAGGGCGAGACAAACGGCGCGAGAAACUUGUCAGCUGGUUCGGAGAGACAGUUGGCACUUGGUUGACACGGUGA